AGCUCUUCAAGUAAUUAACCUUCAUCUUCUAAUACAAAAAUCAUUAAUUCCCAUCUCUAUAUAAUUUUACAUUUACAGAGGGGUAUAUAGACAUAUAGAUAUAUAGAUAUAGAGAGAGAGAGAGAGUUAAAAGAGACAUGCUCACUUCUCAUCACCUUCCUACCCAUUUCCUUUCUCUAAUCAAAUUCAAACCCUCAAACCCUUUGAUCAUCAUAAUCAACAAUCUCAUUCUCUUGCUCUUCUUCACAUCAAUCUCUCCUACUGCAAACCGAUCCAAAGGGUAGCUAAUUGCUUUUCUUGAUUUGAUCAUACAGAUUAAAGAUUAAAGCUUUGAUUUUGAUCUGAUCGGAGAAAUGGGUUUGAGUUCUAAGCAAGUUUCUAGUGAUGAUCACGGGCUUGAUUGGAACCAGACUUUGUUGCAAGCAACGACAACCUCGGAGUUCCCAAAGGCAUCUUCAUCUUUAAAGAGACAACACCCACAAAACAAUCAAAGUAAUAAUAAUCAGCAGAAAGUUGCAGAGUCGCCAUUGAAGUGUCCAAGGUGUGAUUCGACUAACACCAAGUUUUGUUACUAUAAUAAUUAUAACAAGUCACAGCCUAGGCAUUUCUGCAAGACUUGUAAACGGCACUGGACUAAAGGCGGCACUUUACGUAAUGUUCCCGUCGGCGGUGGCCGGAAAAACAAGCGUCUGAAAACAUCAAACGACACCGUUUCAACGGCGACAAAUGGAAAAAUCAGUAACAAGCUUGGUUAUAUGGGAAUUCGGAAUCAAGAGCUACCUAAUUUGGGGUUUAAUGAUCAGAAAACCUUGUCCGAUAUGCUUUACAGAAGGAUGAUUCAACCUGCAAAAUCUCCAUUACAGAAUUCAACUAUGUUUGUUGGUAGUAGUUCGAAUUCUUUAACACUUUCUCCUCUUAAUGCUCAUCAUCAUCAUCAUCAUCAUCAUCAUCAUCAAGCUCUUCACUUUCCCUUUUCAAGUUCAAGUUCCAGCUCUUUUGAAACCAACCCAUCUUCAGUUUCCACUUCUCUUCACUCCUCUACUCUCUAUAAUCUCACUACUGGAGAUGAACAGACGAAAGGAAACGACGUCGUUCCAACCAUCACCAGUAUGCUCAUGCCCACCACAACGGUUUUAGCUCAGUCAUGGCAAUCUCAAUCUGCUACAGCAAGCAUGGAGAUCGGGAACUACUGGAACUGGGAUGACAUUGAUACCUUCGUCUCAACUCAUGAUCUCAACAUACCUUGGGAUGAUUCUGAUAUCAAACCAUGAAUAUAUAAUAUAGAUUUUGAAUGAAUGAUCAUUUACUUCCAUUUUCUUUGAAUUUUUUUGGAGUUGCAUGAAAAUAUAUAUACAUAUAUGGUUAAGUUUGAUGGGUGAUUUAGAUCAUGAGUUUCUAAUCUUAAUUAAUUUAUAUGGUAUGCAGUUUUGAUCAGGUUGACAAUAAUAUAGUUUUUAUAUGAUCUAAUGUAUAUAUAGUUUCUCAACCUGUAUUAACUGUUAUAAUAGUGAGACAUGUUAAGAUUUCAAGGUGUACAAUUUAUGUACUCUGAGUUCCUAAUUGAAGAAUAUCUUGUGAAUGUUAUGUAAGGUAGGUAAAAGGAUUUGAUAAUACAAUAUGGAUUUUGAUGGAA
Messenger RNA from Carica papaya (papaya), 1633 nucleotides. RefSeq lists its product as uncharacterized. NCBI's taxonomy places the organism in Eukaryota, Viridiplantae, Streptophyta, Magnoliopsida, Brassicales, Caricaceae. The record is from RefSeq and is a predicted model, not a curated record. Gene Ontology annotation, biological process: regulation of DNA-templated transcription. Gene Ontology annotation, molecular function: DNA binding; DNA-binding transcription factor activity.